Drosophila suzukii is the source of this 19699-nucleotide messenger RNA. RefSeq names its product split ends (gene spen). Gene Ontology annotation, cellular component: nucleus. Gene Ontology annotation, biological process: regulation of transcription by RNA polymerase II. Lineage: Eukaryota; Metazoa; Arthropoda; Insecta; Diptera; Drosophilidae. Gene Ontology annotation, molecular function: mRNA binding. The record is from RefSeq and is a predicted model, not a curated record.
AAUUUCGGACUGAACGGAUCGCGCGCGUCGUACGCAGCGGAAAAAAGCAGUACAACAACGGCGGCGGGGCGGUUAAACAAAACGCCGCCAAAACACACACAGCGAAAAAAUUAUUAUUAUUGUUAUCUGAAAGUGCCCCACCCCCUCCCCUCUCAGUGUGUGUGCGACCAUCGGCGGAUAUCUGUGUGUGUGAGUGCGCGAGUGUGUUUGCGUGCGAAAGUGCAUUAAUUACACCAAUACCACGGCAGAUGCAGCAGCAACAGCAACAACAGCGAGAGAAAGAAGAGUUACCACAAAUGCAAAUACAAUAAAAAUAAAAUAAAAACAAAAACAGAGGCAAAGCAAAUGGAGAUCGAGCAACAACACAGAGCCCAAUAAAUGAUAAAAAUUUAAUUUUUUUAUUGUUUCCAAUUCAAUUUUGUGAUGCUUUUUCUGUCGAAUGCAAUUCGCAGGAGUUCGCAGUAAAAAGUCACCCCAAAAUCCGGAGUGCAUAAAUACACGAAAAAAUAACAGAAAAUACACCCAGUAAAAUUCGAAUCGGUGCAUUUGGACUCGGAUCGGUUUUUUCGGUUCGGUACGCAGAAAAGGCAGAACUUAACGGGCGCGUCGUUACCUUCUUUGGAAGUUUUCGAAAGAGCAACAAAACGUGAGCUAUUGCCUCGAAAUCCAAUCAGUAAAAUGCGCAAGUUUCGAAUACAGUGCAAAACGGGUUUAUAAUAAAUGUACUACUGAGCCAGCGAUAAAGGAUCCGAUGAUCAGCCAAGGAAAGCCGCUCCAAUGGUCUAUCAACGCAAAUGUGCUAAAAAUGUGCAAGUGAAGCGGAAAUCUUACCAAAGUAAUUGAAAGAAAGAUAUCCAUAAAAGCCCCCAAAUCAAACAAGCCGAGAAUCGUAACAAUCCCCACACUGGAAUAUAUAAAAAAGAGUGCAUAAUGUUCAAUGGGAAGGAGGGCUCCCAUUUAAAAUGAUGCCCCUCCAUUCGCGGCAUACGACGCAAUGCUCCUAAAUAGAAGAAAAUUCUGCUGCGAGUGUUCCGUUGUCGAAACAUGGUACGCGACAGUAGCCGUAACAUUUGUUUUGGAAAAUUAACCGAAACUACUACGCCGCACCAACAACAACAACAACAACCCCAGCCACAGCAGCAGCAACAACAGUUCGUUGUGGAUAGCAGCACCAUAAAUAAUAACAACAAUAAUAACAACGUCAACAACAAUAAUCAGAAAUUGAAAAGGUCUACAGAGGAACCACCGACAAACAGCUUCGAAAGGAACUACUACGACCGCACCAGCAGCCGCUUAGUCAGUCAAUAUCAGACGAGCAAUUCCGCCUCCUUGGCCAAUUCAAACUCAAUCUCCAGUCCCUCGUCCGUGAGCGCCUCCGCGUCAGUGUCCGCAUCGGCGGCAGGAGGAUCCACCGAGAGAUCGCGCAACCGAGAUCGCCUGUACAGGAAUGGUUCUGCCAGCGGUCACAGCGGCGGCAUCAACAGCAGCGGCAACAGCAGCAACACGACGACGACGACAGCAGCCUGCACAGCUGGAGCUGGAGGAUCUGGAACGGGGGGAGCUGGAGGAUUGGUAGGAUCAGGAGCUGGAGGAGUGCCGCAGGCGCUAGGCGACAGGAGCAGCAGCCACAAUAUCCACCAGAACCAGCAGAGCGCGCGGGUGGCACCACCACAGUCAUGGUACGAAGCCGCCGCUGCUGCAACGACGGCCCAAUUAAAAAGUCCUGGUGGCAGUGGCAAUGCCGGCGCCUCAGCAGCCGGUGGCUUCACAAUGAGCAGCUCACCGAUCAACCAUCAACAGCACCAGCACCCACAUCUUCAGAAUCCUCAACACCCGCACUACAGCAGCAGCACAGCGGCAGGAGCCGUAGGAUCCUGUCCAUCUCCCGCCCAAGGACAGUUACAGAUCCAAUCGCAGACCACGGCCGUGCAUCGGAGCGUGGCUUAUGCGGGGAGUGCUGCGGAUGACUCGCCAACCACCGCCACCUCGCGCAAGAUGCACCUUAACAGCAGCAAACUCAAUAAGCUACUUAAGGGGGCAGGAGCAGGGGGCAGCGGAGGAGCACGCUCUGGUUCGGAAUCGCCAGGAGGAGCUGGAGGAGCUACUCCAUUGACGACGACAAGUACAAUCACAAACAAUAGUUUUAGUAGUAAUAGUUUAAAUAAUACAAUAACCACGGCAACUCCAACGAUGCCCACGAUAGUAUCUGGAGCUGCAGGAUCAGUAGGACUAGGAUCUGGAUCAGCAGCGGGAGCAGCUUCCAAUCCCGGUUCCGGCUUAGCCAGCGGUGACAUUUUAAAUGUGGCCGCUGCUUUGGCCGCCGCUGUGGACAAUGUUAUGCCAGUGCACGCGAUCCGGACGCGACACCACCUGCACGGACGCAGCACCACCUCCUCCAGUCGCUCGCACUCGCGCUCGCCGAGCAGCUACAGCAGUUCGCAUAGCUCCUCAUCCUCAUCGCACUCCUCAUCCCACUCGCACGCGUCCAGUCCCGUCCAGUCCACGGGCAAUUGUGCGAUGGCAGAGGGGCGCGGCGGGCGUACCCUCCAGUCCGUCGCCGUAACCAGCAACUCUUCAAAUCCCAGUGGCAAUGUUGGCAACGCCAGUAGCGCAGGCGGCGGCGGAGGCUGUGGCUCUAGUUCAUCUUCAAGCAGUAGCUCUAGUUCCAGCGGAUCCUCCUCCUGUCUGACGGCCAAUCCCGUGGUGCAUUCCGAAGACAACCGGCCGCUGGCGAUACGUGUCCGCAACCUGCCCGCCCGUUCCUCGGACACAUCCCUCAAGGAUGGUCUGUUCCAUGAGUACAAAAAGCACGGCAAGGUCACGUGGGUUAAGGUGGUGGGCCAAAACUCGGAACGCUACGCUUUGGUUUGCUUUAAGAAGCCGGAUGACGUCGAAAAAGCGUUGGAGGUGUCACAUGAUAAACACUUUUUCGGUUGCAAGAUCGAGGUGGAACCGUACCAGGGCUACGAUGUCGAGGACAACGAGUUCCGCCCCUAUGAAGCCGAGCUCGAUGAGUACCAUCCCAAGUCCACGAGGACGCUUUUUAUCGGGAACCUCGAGAAGGACAUCACCGCCGGCGAGCUGCGAGGUCAUUUCGAGGGCUUCGGUGAGAUCAUCGAGAUCGACAUCAAGAAGCAGGGUCUAAAUGCCUACGCAUUCUGUCAGUAUUCGGACAUUGUCUCCGUGGUGAAGGCAAUGCGCAAAAUGGACGGCGAGCACUUGGGCAGUAACCGGAUUAAACUGGGCUUUGGAAAAUCAAUGCCCACCAACUGCGUUUGGAUCGAUGGUGUCGGCGAGAAGGUGUCCGAGUCGUUUCUUCAGUCACAGUUCACGCGAUUUGGGACAGUGACCAAAGUCAGCAUCGAUCGGAACAAGCAGUUGGCCUUGGUUCUGUACGACCAGGUGCAGAAUGCCCAAGCCGCGGUGAAAGACAUGCGCGGGACUAUCAUGCGGGGCAGAAAGCUGCAGGUGGAUUUUGCAUCGAGAGAGUGUCAGGACGCCUUUUAUGACAAGCAGGAGAAGCCGCAACAGCAGCAACAAGGUUCCAGUUCUAUCUCGCGCUUUAGUCGCUAUGAGUCAACUGCCUCUUCAUCGCAAUCCCGAUCCCGCGCGUCUUCCUUUAGCCGCCAUCAGAACAACUCAAACGACGGAUGCUCGCCCGGCAACACGCCAGGAGGAGCUAGCAGUGGAAACGCCAGUGGGAGCAGUACAAUUAACCAAAGCACCAACAGCAUCAUCACUUCAAACAUCGGUACCACUGCCUCCAGUGUAAUGCCAGCUCCUAGUUUGGCGUCUGCUACAGUAAGCAGUAGUGGCAACUCCUCCGGAACGAUGCCUGUAGCCGCAUCCAUGCCCUCGGCGGCAAGCACCUCCUCUAGUUUGAUGCCCAUGUCUCCGGCUGCUUUAGCGCAAAGGCAUCGAAUGGCUCGAAAUGCGCGUCAAACCGUUGACUGUGACUUCAACGAUGUGGGUCGCCUUAGGUUUCGCAACUCUGAGGAGGUUUCUGGAGGCUCAGGAAGUUCCACGCAGUUUGAGGAAGUCCGCUCCGUUUCUCCAGUACUCUCUCGUCAAGGUACAGCUGUAAAUUGUUUGUCUGGAACUGCUGGAGCUGUUGGCGAAUCAAUCGAAGGGACGAUAAACAGUAGCCAAAUUGGUGGUGGAGGAACUGCACCGACGGGACCAGAAGGCUUCACAGGAUCUGGCAGCAACAGUCUUAGCCGGAGACGUUGCGGUAAGACACCCAAAGACUUGCACACCGUGCACAAUCAACGUUUCCAUUUGGCAGAACAACUCGAGGAAUGCCCGUCCAGUGGUGAUGAGGGUGUGGUCAGUCCGCGAAAGCGAAUAAAAAUGGAUUACCACCAUCACCAACAUCAUUCCAAUGCUAGUGGGCUGGAGUCCACUGGAGAACUCAGCAGCAUCAACAAACCCAGCCCUCUUUCCUUGUCCAACUGUGAUGUGAUACACGAUCCUCUUAACCGUAAAAGCGAAAUACGCAGGGUGUCCGAAACCCCGAGUGGUUCCCCCAGCAUGAAGUUUCCCGGCCAUCUGCCGUCGGCGCCCCCAUCCAUGAUGCUCAGCUGCCGGCGCCCGUCCAUUGAUGUGGGAGCAUUGUCGGCGCUCUCUAGUUCCUCGGCUUUCCGCCAUGGAAUCGUUGGAGCCAGCAGCAUGGACCAGCAGCACAUGUUAAAUGCUUCGUUGGCUGCGAAGCGGAGACGAGUGACCAACACCAUGCAGCAGCCGAGCUCAUCCUCAACCAGCAAUAACUCUGGUGGAUCUGGCUUAGGCGGGAUAAGUAGUCUAACGCCGGCGGAUGACUACCAUCAUCAUGUCUCGAGAGGCAGGGGCCAUCAGCUACAUUCCCAUCACUCACACGAGGCCAGCGGUGGAGAAAGUGCGGAUGGGUCUCGUCCUGGAACACCGCUGUGCGAUGAGAGACCUGAAGUCCUGCCCACAGAGCCACGCCGCCUGCCUCCGCCCAGAGAAAGAGCGCGAGAAAGAGUCCGGGAUGUGAUGUGGCUUCCCCUGCCAAAGUUCGGUGUGCUCUUUUUCCAACAACAGCAAUCCAGAGGCAGUGGAUGCGGAGGGGGAAGCAGCUACCUACAACCGCAACUGGGGGCAGGGUCGUCCGGAGGUUUAGGAGGCUUAGGAGCUUCUUCCUCCUCGGCAUGCUCCCUCAACAACUCUAGUCUAAACUCCAGUCAGGGAAUGGGCUCCUGUUCUGGAUCCGCAUUCCUGCCCAGCCCCUCUUCACGAUAUUGGCGAUCGUCCUCGCACCACCACCAUCAGCAUAAUCACCAGCAGCAGUCGCAGCAAUUGCACGGAUCCACAUCUUCCAACUCUGGUUUGAUGGCCAGUCCGGCACGCCCGCGCUCACUUAGUUCAAACUCCAGCGAUUCUGACGUACCUGGUCAAAAUGCUGGCGGAAGUCCAUCGUUGGAUGAACGACUUCGCAACUUUGAGGAGAACUACGAGAGAUGGUCUGGAGGAAGCAGCAGAGAACAUGUUUCAAGUCAUACCCCCUCUAGUGCCACGCCAUCCUGGCAGCUCUCCGUGCACAUGAAUUUGGGGACCGGCCUAAAUUCGCAUCAAACUAGUUCGGGGUCCGGAAAUAGCAACAGUUCAAGUGGUACAGUAUCCAGCUCCACCAGCAAUUCUCGGCACAAGUUUCUGGACAUUGACGAGCUGCAACCCUCGGACAUUGUCAAAUCCGUGCUGGCCAAAAAAAGCAUUUUCGAUGACGAUUUCCAACGGCUGAAUAAAAACCAAUGGUACGAUCCAGCCAGCUCCGAUUUCGCUUUGGGUUCCAACUCCAAUAUUAUGGUAGGAUCUUCGUUAGGAUCUAGUGUUUCCCGACAUCCUGGAGGCGCUUGCAGUGGGAACACCUCACCUGCCUUGCCCAAUCUCGCGGCAACCAAAACCACUUCUAUUAUUGGAAACUGUGGUGUGGGGCUGGGUAACUCGACGAGUAGCAAAACGGCUGGGUUGCUUCAAAGGCUUAGUAGUUUGUCACCCAUGAACUCUCCUCAAGCUUCGAUGUCACCCUACAACAGCCCAUCACCCUCACCUUCGGUAGGAGGAGCUACCUCCGCUAACCAUGGACAGCUGAGCAAACCUACAGCACCGGGAGCAGCAAGUGGAGGACUUAGUGGAGGAACUAUCGCCGCCUCAUCCUCUCCAGCUACCAAUUCGGGACCCACUAAGGGACUUCAGUACCCGUUUCCAAGUCACCCGCCAUUGCCAAACACAGCUGCACCACCGCCGGCCGUGCAGCCAGCGCCACCACCUCCUCCAGAAAUGGCAAAACAGUCUAGAUCGGUUGGACAGACUUCAGGAAGCAAUCUGACCAAGAGUUUGAGCGUACCAGAUGCUCCUCAACAAUCUCCAACGAGAAUUCAGCUUCAGAAAUCUGCCUCAGUGCCAGGGAGUACUAACGUGGGCACUACCAACAGCUCAUCCUCAGGAUCAGCAGCCGGGUCUACGGGUACAUCUGCAUCUACUUCAUUAUCAUCGUCCAACGGUAACAGUUCCUCAACCACAACAGCGACACAUGUACAAAAGCCACCACAACCGACCUUUAGCGAGGAGGAGCAGUCGAAAAAGAGUGGGACCUCGUCAUCCCAAUCCUCAAGUUCCAGCUCGAAGAAGGUCAGCAGCAGCCACGAUAAAUCUCACAGCAAGCACAACAAUCGAUCGGAAAGCGACAAGAAGAACAAAAAGUCUGACAAAAAUUCAUCGUCCCAUUCGUCCUCCGAUAAGCGAAAGAACUCGGCCACUUCCCAGUCCUCCAAAUCAGCUACUCCCCGCAUCGAAGACGACUCCAGUGAACCCGAUGAGUCCGCAGAGAAAUCCGAAAAAGACCAGCGCCACGAGAGGGAGAAAAAGGAGCGUCAAGAAAAGGAGAAGCGAGAGAAGGAUCUGCGUAAGCAGCACGAGCGAGAGGAGAAGGAGCGAAAGGCUCUGCAGGAGGAAAGAGAGAGAGACGAUCGAAAGGCUAAGGAGGAGAAAGAAAAGGAAAGGGAGCGGGAGAAAAAGGCCCAAGAGGAUCGGGAAAAAAAGGAAAGAGAAGAGCGAGAGCUUAGAGAGAAGGAGCAGCGUGAAAAGGAACAAAAGGAAAAGGAAAUCCGAGAAAAGGAGCAGCGCGAGAAGGAGCAAAGGGAGAAGGAGUUGCGAGAAAAAGAUCAAAAAGAAAAGGAGCUGCGUGAGAAGGAGCAAAGGGAAAAGGAGCUUCACCGCGAAAAGGAUCAACGGGAUCAGCGAGAAAAGGAACAAUCACGCCGCUCCAUGGACUCGGAGCAAGAAGCUCGAUUGGGCCGGAUGCGUGAACUCUCUUCGUAUCACAAGAGCAAAGCGGAUGCCACCGUCGAGGCUAGCAGCUUCUACUCCCACAACAAUAUCCCUACCUCAACUGCCCCAAUCGACUGUCACCACAACAAGGAAAACGCAGCGGAUGCCACUACUCCCAAUACUCCGAGUGCUUCUCCAUCAACCCCUUCAGAAAACGCAUCCAAGGACCGUUCUCGAAAGUUGUCUAGGAAUUCGCCAGUGCGCUUGCAUAAGCGACGACUUAGCUCACAAGAAAGCAACCACAGUGCCGGAGUAUGUGGAGGAUCCAGUCAACAGAAUCACCAUGAAGAUUAUGUAAAGCGCAUAAGAAUGGAAAACUCGCAGAACACAUCGGCUCACAACAGUAAUCAAAGGUUGAACGACCGCCGGGACUCCAAGGAGCACAAGAGCAGUAGUUCUAAGGAAGAGAAAACUAGUAGCUCUCACAUCUCAAAGUCCCAUGGUAGUGGAGGAAGUUCCUCCUCAUCCUCAAAGCAUCAACGCCGGGAUAAACAUCACCAGAAGAGCAGUGUCAGCUCCAUAGAAACGAACCCCUCUAUUGAAAUGGUGGUGGAUCCUUCUCCCCAGACCAAGCCACAGUUAAAUACGAGUGAGGAGGAGCAGCAUUCUCAACCCAAAAGAGAGAAGGAAAGGGAGCACUCCAGUAGUCACCAUCAUGGCAGUAGUUCAUCCUCCAGGCAUAAAAGCAAAAGAGAGCAUCAUCACCAUCGCGAGAAAAAGAGGCAUUCGGUGGCGGAAUCCACAAACACAGAUGAAGAACAUACACCACAGCAGCAUAAUCCUCACAGGAGAACCUCGGCUGCAGGAAGUGGAUCCGCUGGAGAACUCAGCUCAGCUGCCACUAAUACCUCGAGUGGAAAACCCCAUCAUCACCACCAUAGAAGAAGUGUCGAACGGAAAUCGUCGAGGGGGUCUGAUGAAGGCCAUAUCUCUUCGUCAAAAUCGCUUCGCGCUAAACUGAUGAUGUUGAGCUCCGCAGAUUCUGACGACACUGAUGAUGCUUCCAAGAAGCACUCCAUUUUCGACAUUCCGGACGAUUGUCCAAAUGUCUCAAUGUACGACAAAGUAAAAGCCAGGAGCUGUAAGAAUAUGCAACGUCAGGCGGAGGAAAAGAAGAUCAAGGCGAAAUUCUCGCAGCUGAAGCAAUCUCGUGCCAAAAAGAAGCGCUCUACUAGCUACGACGGGGACUCGGACACUGAGUUUGAGGAUCGUCAUCAUCGGAAUAGUGGCAGCAGCAGUUUCCAUAGUCGUUAUCCUGGACUGUCUAGCAGCGAUGAUGAUGACGAUGAGGAGUGUCAUCAACGGCGAAUUUCGUCUGAUUCGGAUGCAGAGCCUGGUGAUCAGGAUCCACAGGAUGCAAGCUCCCUACCUGCUAACAGGUUGCGUCAGAUGCAGCAGAACCUAAGGAGACUUUGCGAUGGUGACGAUAGUUCCGAGGAUGAGAUUAGAAGGAAUGUGAUGAAGCACAGUCAUCUGGGAAAGAGAAACUCGCACUCCACCCGGAUUGCAUCCGAUUCAGAGUCACAAUCCCUUCCGGCUCCUGAUUUGGCGAUCAAGCAAGAACAACCAGCGGCUCCCGUCCAGGAAAUCAAGCGAGAGCAGCUCUCUGACAGCGAACCGAAAUUUAAAUCACGUCAUGAUUCCAACUCCUCGGUAGAGGAGCGCAAGUUGAAGACGGAAAGAGAGAUUAAGAAAGAGAUUGGAGAUUUCUACAAUUCAGCUGCUUACACAUACUCUGAUUCUGGAAAGACCAAAGACUACUCUCCAGAAACUCGAAAGAAGCACAAGAAGAGCAAGAGACGCCUAAAGUCCUCCUCCACAGUAGAGACUUCGGCUCCUCCAACUCCUCUGCUAGUGACUCCAUCGACACCCUCCAUCUUUGAUGUCCAUUCCUCCACCGAGUGCAAAACCAAGUUCGACAGUUUUGAUGACCUCAAAACUGAGAGUGCCUCGCUUCCAGUAGAGAUUUCAGCCAGUGAGAGGAGGAAGCACAAAGAGAGAAAGGAAAAGAAACGCGAAAAGCUGAGGAACAUGACGGAGAACAGUAGCGGUACUAUUGUAACCAAUUCACCCAUCACAAAUGAUACAGGAACAGAAAAAUUAUCGAAAGAAGAGCGCCAUCGUCUCAAGAAGUCCAAGAAAUCGAAAAGUCUGGAUACCUCCUCCUCCACAAAAUUAUACAGUUCAGGAGUAGUUCGUCCUAAUGCUUCUCCUAUGCCUGCCACACCCACUUCGGCUCCCGUGAUAACCCAACCUUCAAAGAGAGGAGACGAUAAAAUGGAGUUUAUCUUUGGCAUAAUUUCUGAUGAGGAAGAGACCCAGUUUCCAGAACAAGUAGAAAGCAAUAAGGACGUUAUAGCCAGUUGUGGGUCUACUACUGGUCCAAUUGUUUCCGCUGCGUUGCAAACCUACAAGCAGGAACCAUCCACACCUACCAGCAAAAAUCAGGAAGCACUUAAAGAAUUGCCAGUGCAAGAGGAUGAGCAGCAACAGGAGAGAAGUCGACAGUCGGGAGGAAGCGGCUCAUCCCAUGCGGAUAGGGAGAGACAUCGGAAGGAGAAGCGCGAAAAGAAGCGGCGCGAGAAAUCUCAGCGAGAACAGCAAAAUCAUGCACAACAGCAAUCCUCCAAGGCUGAGACCAAAGUGGAUGAUGAUAACAGCGUGGAUAUGGAUGAAGCAGGGAGGGCUCUAGAGGCACAACUGAUGAUUGACUUUGACAGCAAGACGAUUCCAGAGGAAGCCACUCCUUCAACAGCCGCUACUUACAGAUCCGAUAUGGCAGAUGUGUUCCGAUUCUCCGACACAGAAGACAACCAUUCAGUGGAGAUGAUUAAACAGGGCGCCAAACCGGAGCAGCUUGAGCAGCAUAAGAGCAAAGACAAAAAGAAGAAGAAAAAACGAUCCAAAGAGGAGAAGCAGGAGAAGAUGCUGCAACAACACCGCAGGGAUUCCUUACCAAGUGUGGUUCCCACUUCAUCCGCUCCUCCUACUCCUGGAAAGCUGACUGUAAACGUUCAAGCUGCCACCAAGCAUGCAGAAGAACAUUUUGAUGAUAAGCAUGUUUCAUCGCCGCCCCUGUGCAAACCAUCUCCAAGUUUGCCAUGUCUAAUAGGCGACGAUGACGAUGAUCUACUGCUUACCCCGAAAGUAAAACCUACGACGCCCACGAGCCGUGGAAGCGAUAGCCUCACUCCUUCACGCGAGAAACCUCGUCUAAUUAGUCCUAUACCUAAAACUCCAACCAUAGCCAACAGUUCCCUGUUGUCUACUCAGUCUGCGGAGACUCCUGUGAGCAGUGGAACUGGAGUGACUUCCUCAUCUGCUUUGGCCACCACGCCCACAUCUUCAACAGCAGCGGGAGCCAGUGCAGCAGUAGCUGCAGCGGCAGGCGUGGAAAGUUCGCCCACCAGUGCCUCUGCUCAAAGCAAGAAAAAGGAUAUCUUCAUACCUGGUUUCGAUGGUCAGCUGGAUGAUAUGAUUAGCGAAUCAGCCGUUCAAUCAAUUUCGGCAGAGUUUAAUUCAUCGUCCUUACUCGAUAACAUGGCAGAUGAACCGAAAAUUCCGGUGGCAUCGCCUCCAGGUGCGUCUAAACCUUUGGAUAAGCUAGAGGAUAGCAAGUCCCGUGUGACCAUAUCGCAGGAAGAGACGGAGAGUGCCGUAUCCGCCCUUUUGGGUGAAAGUUUUGGAACCUCCUCUACGGCGGAUUAUUCACUUGAUGGCAUGGAUGAAAUGAACUCAGUAAGUGAAAUAGAAACUCCCGCUCUAGUGGUAGCAGAACCCGAUGAAGAAGCAGCUUUGGCCGCCAAGGCCAUUGAGACAGCUGGGGAGCCUGCAGCUAUCCUGGAGGAUCCAGAAAUUGAGCCCGAGCCAGAACCUGAACCAGACCCCGAGCCUGAUCCAGAGCCCGAAUCUGAAUUGGAACCUGUCGCUGAAGUCGGGGAUCCCGAUGAACUCAAUAAAGCGGUGCAAAGUUUAAGGCACGAGGAUAUGUUGGACAUCAAGGCUGAUACUCCGCAAUCAGAGAGAGAUCUACAGAUUGAUACGGACACAGAGGAAAAUCCUGACGAAGCCGAUAGCAGUGGACCUAGUCUAAAGAUUGAUGAAACUGUCCAGAGCUCCUCGUCGCCGGAGAAGUCCAUCAGCCAUUCUUCUGUUAGGGAAACGCCAAAGCCUCUGGAGGAGUCUAAGCCCAAGCCUAGCAAAGAUACCGCAGCGCAACCGUCUGUGAUUACCAAGUUGCCAACUUCGGAGCCGCAAAAGACGGCACCUGCAACUGGAACAGGCCUAGCCUCUUCCCCUGCUAAGAUUGAACCGCCAACCAUCAGUAAACUCCAACAGCCUUUGGUGCAGCCUGUGCAGACUGUCUUGCCUGCCCCACACGUAGCAGGAAGCGGAGUGAAUCCAACUCCCGUUGUCAAUUUGGAUCUGUCCAAUGUAAUGAGCAAUUGUCCUAACUCCAGCACGGCGUCUACAACAGCUUCAGCUUCUGCGUCAAUCUCGUUCGGAAGUCCAACUCCAAGUCAGAAUACUAUGCCACAAGCUUCGACUCCCAAGCAGGCUCCGCUAACACCGCACCAAACACUGCGAGCGCAAUCCCUGAUUAUGCAGCCACCAACAAUAUCCAUACCAGAACCGACUCCCCACUUUGUGGUGCCCACAAUGGUACUAUCUCCACACCAGCAACAGCAGCCACAUCACUCCCAGCAACCUGGAACUUACAUGGUUGGCAUUCGAGCUCCUUCUCCACACAGUCCGCUCCUUUCACCAGGGCGUGCUGGAUCCCAAAACCGCCUAGUGGGUCAGUUGAGUCCUGUCGGACGACCUUUAGUAAACCAACCGUCACCUCAGCAACAGGCUCAGCAGCAACAUACGCUGAUAACUAGCCCGCAGGGUAGCAACAUAAGCCCAUUAGCAAGUCCCACAACGCGAGUGAUGGCCGCCAACAAUUCGCCUACAGCCAACAAAGCCAACAGUUACCAGCCAAGAGGCCAACAACAGCAGGUUUCACAGCAGCCUUCACAACAGCCUUCGCCCAAAUCUGUGAUUGAGGUGCAGAAUUCAUCGCAGUUAAUGGCAAUUCCGCUGCAAAAAAUGCCAGCGUUGCCAGUGCCUCAUCAUCCGACGAUCAUUAGCAAGGUGGUCACAGUGCAGCCACAACAGGCCACUCAAUCCCAGGUGGCCAGUUCACCACCUUUGGGCAGCCUGCCGCCUCACAAGAACCUCCAUGUCAAUGCCCAGCAGCAACACCACCAGACCCAGCAGCAGCAGCAGCAUUCGCCGCAAAUGAUGGCCAAGAUGACAGCGCAGCAUCAGCAACAAAUGCAACAGUUUAUGCAUCAGCAGAUGGUUCAGCGACAACAACAGCAGCACAUGCAACAGCAACAACUUCAUGGUCAGGCGCAACAGUUGACGCCAGCUCAGCAACACCAAAUGCAGCAACAGCAUCAGGCUCAGCAACACCAUCAUGCGCAACAGCAACAGCAUCAGGCUCAGCAACACCAUCAAGCACAGCAACAACAUCAGGCCCAACACCAACACCAAAACCAGCAACAGUUGAACCAACAACAUCAUGCUCAACAGCAACAUCAGAAACAGCAUCAAGUUCAGCCACAGUUUAACCAACAACAUCAGACCCAGCAGCAAGCCCAGGCCCAACAGCAGCAUCAAGCUCAGCAGCAGUUAAACCAACAACAUCAGGCUCAACAACUGCAGCAAAUACAGAAGCUACAACAACAGAUCCAUGGUGCCCAGCAACAACAACAAUCGCCUCAGGGAACUGCCCACUUGGGAGCUCCUUCGUCAAUGUUUGCAUCACAACAACAUCAUACGCAGCUUCCACCACGAGGUGUGCCUACGCAGCAACAUCCGCAACAAUUGCCGCACAGUCCACCUUGCAAACCAAAUACUUUGGUUCCAGUCCCUCAAGUGCAAGUGCCCCAGGGUGCAGCAAUAUUAACCAAAGUUGGAGUCCAAGCACAGACACACCAACAGCAGCCAUCACACCAACCGCCAGUACACCAUCAUCAGAAACAACUGUCUUCACCUGGAGGAAAUCUUCCUCUUCAAGCGCCACACAACGUAAUCCAGAAUACACCGAAAAUGAUUGUCCAACAACACAUUGUACCCCCACCAAACCAAGUUGCACCACAACCUAAUAUAGCGAAUGCCAUACAGUACCCUCCUAGCCAGAGCAAGGAGAAUCCAGCUCCUGGCCAUGUGGAACCAUCACCGACUAUGACAACUCUGAAGACAUCGGAAAGUGUCUCAGUAAUUCGCACACCUACUCCAACCACCAGUUCGGCAGUGAUCUCACCAAAAACUGGGGCCUCCCUGUUAACUGAAGAAAAUUUGAUCAAAAUCUCACAGCCAAAGCAGGAUGAGCUAAUCGAGCAGGAUUCCAAGGAAGUAGACAGCGAUUACUGGUCAGCUAAGGAGGUGAAUAUUGACAGUGUGAUAAAGAAACUAGACACUCCAUUGACUAGUAAAGAUGAGAAACGGCCAGUCGAGAUGCAGACAAUUGCAGCGGCUCCAAUUCCGAAUCCGCAGCCAGUGGACCAUGUAGUAGUUGAAGAUACUCAUCUACCAACUCCUUCCGCGAGUGUGAACAGCUCCAACGAUCAUGACACGGAGGAUGAAACGGAGACAAGACAACUGCCGCCAGCAAAGCCUGUUGUACCCACUGUUGGCAGACCACCGGGAAGGGGAGGAAGCGCCAAGCGAGGACGCCAACCGAGGGGAGCCAAAAAGGUGGGAGGCUUUCCGCUAAAUGCAGCAACAGCACGAAUAGCAGCCGAUUUGGGAUUGGUAUUACAACCAGGUGACAAUGGAGUGCAAACCAGGCUGAGGAAACCUGUUACAGCUCCUGUGACCAGAGGCAGGAAAGGACGACCUCCAAGGAAUCUGCUAUUGCAGCAGCAGCAACAGCUUGAUCUACAGCGAAAGGCAAUGGAAAUGGUCGGAGCUAAUACACCUGCAGUUGCACCGCCAGCAGUUCCUAUUCCUCCAAGUCCCGUGCUCACAGCUGCAGAGAAGAAGGCCAGAAAUCAAGCCAUGACUCAAGCGCAAGUCCAGCAUCAAGUCACAAGUCAAAUGGGGUCUAGUCAGGAUAUCUACGAAUUCCAUGAAGACGCUGGUGAAGAACCGAAGGGCAAGGCUAAUUCUGCUGUUGCGCCACCUGCAGAGGAUCAGCGACCACGGCUCAUUCUCACCAUCAAUAAAACCCAACCCUCGAUUAAGAAUAGCAAUGAAGUUGAGCAACCUGUGCAACAACAACAGCAGCAACCUGACGUUGCAUCGCAAAUUGAUCCAAUAGGAGGAGACAACUCCGAGUCCAGUAAUACACGCAAAUCACGUCGCCUACAGGAAAAGGAGGAUCGUAGCACAGUAGACGACAUCAUCGAAGAUGUCGUGCGGAAUACCAACACACCAACUGGAGCAGGACAACAGUUACCAAAAGGCGCCCAAACUCCACCACGACGUUCUGGCAGAAAUGCGCAGGCCAAGAAGACGGAUGCAGUACAUCCCUCCAACGCAGUGGGUCGCCCUAGACGUUCAAAGGACAGGAAGACCAUUGGUGAACCGCCAGCAAGCUUGAUGGAGGAGACAAUCGCGCCCAAUCCAACUGCUGCCGCUCCUACAUCCAAUCUCUUGCCGCCACCUGAAGCAGUUAAUGUCCAACCUCAUAUGCCGCAGUUAGAUGGUAAAGAAGUGGAACCAGUACAAGAUGUGGCACCGAUUCCUACUUUAACUCCUGUGGCCGUAUCUGUUCCCGUUUCCGUUCCAGCGCCCGCUCCCGCGCCAGUAAUGGUUCUUCCCAAGCCUACAAUGCCUCAACAUCCCAAGAAGAAGGCUAUUGCGGCGGCUGAGAUUGAAUCGUAUCAGGCCAUUAACUCAUCCAUUCCCAGCGGUGGGUUGCCAAUGCAUCAGACUGCCGCUCCUGCUACUCAAAAGAUCACUGGUGGGGCAGCGGAUGCGGUCAGCAAGGCUCUGGUUGACCCCGUCACUGGAGUUAUAACCGCAGGAAUGCCUCAGGGCAAGGAGGGAAAUCUUCCAGCUGCCACCGCUGCUGCUCCUGCCAACAGCAGCAAUGAAGCUGGCCCACCGCCUCAUCUCUCUCAGCAGCAACAGCAACAUCCACAGCAAGCACCACAGCAACAAGCAAAUGUACAGAUCAGUAGCACUGUGAUUGCUUCUGGUGCACCACCACCAAUUACGGCCUUGGGAAAAUCAGUUCAACUUGAGUCCGCAGCAGCGGCGGCCUUGCUCAACAAACCUGUGAGUGUUCUGGUAAAAGGAAACCCCACUCCACAGGUGAUUCAGCAGCAGCAACUAUCUCAGAUAGUGGCUCCGCCAAAGCAACCCAUUGUAAUGCAGCAAAAUCCCCUUCCCUCUGUGCUGCAACAUGCCCAGCACAGCAACGUGCGGGCACCUCAACCACUUAAGGCACACGUGCUGAACAGGGAAAAGAAUCUCCAGCAGCAAUUGACGCCCACAAAGCAACCAGUAGCUCAGUCCCAGCAGCAGCAGCCACAUUCCGCUCACUUGAUGCUUACAGAUACCGCUGUAAAUCAACAACAAUUGCAGCCCCAGAUCAUUGCACGUCACCUGCAGCACCAACAUCUUGUGGUCAACGUGCCGCCACCGACAGCACACUCGCCGCAUUCGCCAAGGAUUGCCGGUCAGCAGCAACAGUUGGGACCGGGAACUAACGUCAGUCCCCAGCAGCAGCAGCCACAAACGUUGGUGAUCAAGCAAACGGCUUCGGCUGCGACACCACAGAUAUUGCAUGUGGUCAGUUCAAAGGCUUCAGUGGUGACGCAGCCGCAACAGCAGCAGCCGUUACCCCCUUCGUCUGUAGGAGCUCAUAUGCAGCUGGGCAAGCCCAACUAUGGCUACGCACCCGCUGUUUUGCCACCCACUUCAUCGGCAUCCGUUCAACAGCAGCAUCUGUACAAGCAAACCAGUCAGCAAAAGGGAACUCAGAUGCAACUGCCCCUUCACAGCAUGAUAUUGCCAACCCACCCUGGAAUGCUGCAGCAGAAACUACCAGCACAUCUGCAGCCACAGCAGCAUCAGUUGAAUCCUUCGCCGCCGCCUGGAAAGCCAAACCCCUUAGUGCACGGCCUGCAGGCUGGACAGAUCAUGCCAGGAAGUGUGGGAAGUCCACCACCGGUAUCAGCUGCAGUAUUGAAAUCCGCUCAGCCGCAGGUGAAUUCCUCUAUCGGACCAGCUGGGCUGCGCACUGCCAUACCGAAUAUCAGUCCGCAGGGCCAGCCGAGGGUAUCGCCUUUGGUUCUACCACCCGGAAUGACCGGAGUGCCACCUUUCGACGCAAGUCUGCACGACCUGGGCGCUUAUGUAAGUGGACGGCGAACCCAGAGUCCGCCUCCAGCUCAUCAGCAGGCAUCGCCUAUAACUCCGAACGAUUCAACCUAUCGAGGAGUGGCUACUUCCAGGGAUUUUAUGCUCUACCAGCACCACUUGAUGCGAGGUGGCGAUUACGAUGACAAAAUGAGCAACAGUCCGCCGCUAGAGCUACGACGCCCUGGCAGUGGUCCUCCAAGGACCAUCGCAGUGCCCCACAGUUUGCAGAGUCCUCAGGAUCGCACAGCAGCUGACUCACCGCAAAUGGCGCAGGUUUACGUACACAAUGCCCGCAUUCCACCGGCGCACUUCAGCGAAAUUGCAUCGCGAGGCUUGUACGACAGUGGUGGCUUACAGCUCGAACCCCCACCGGCCCAUAGACCAACAGCAUCUAUUAGCGUGGUGGUGCCACAACAAAUGCCACCCGUCUCCACCGGAAGUCCGUUUAUUGGACGCGAUGGCAGCGUGCAGCCGGGAAGCCACCUUCACCCAGGCAAGGCAAUGGAAAUGCAGUUGGAUGAUCUAGAUCGCAUGUCUAUGCUCGCAGCUGUCGUCAAACAACAGCAGGAGCAUCUACAACCUGCUCUGCACGCUGGCAUGGAAUUAGCCACCCAGCAAGCUCCACCAACGAUGGCUCCACCUCCGGGUGAUUCGCUGGUCACUCUUCUGCAACGCUAUCCAGUGAUGUGGCAGGGUUUACUGGCCCUUAAAACUGAUCAGGCCGCUGUUCAAAUGCACUUUGUGCACGGAAACCCGAAUGUGGCAAGAGCGUCGCUUCCCAGUUUGGUGGAGACCAACACCCCGUUGCUGAGGAUUGCGCAGAGGAUGCGACUGGAGCAGACGCAGCUGGAAGGAGUCGCCAAGAAGAUGCAGGUUGACAAGGAGCAUUGCAUGCUUUUGGCUUUGCCAUGCGGAAGAGAUCACGCCGAUGUGCUUCAGCAUUCAAGGAACCUCCAGACCGGAUUUAUCACCUACCUGCAACAGAAAAUGGCCGCCGGCAUUGUGAAUAUACCCAUUCCAGGCAGCGAGCAGGCGGCCUACGUGGUGCACAUCUUCCCGGCAUGCGAUUUUGCUAAUGAGAACCUGGAGCGGGCUGCUCCGGAUCUCAAGAAUCGCGUGGCCGAGUUGGCACACCUCCUGAUUGUAAUUGCCACUGUCUAAAUCGCAGAACAGGCAACUCACUGAUAAAACAAAAGAAAUAGAAGAGACAAGCUAAAAAAUUACCGGAUGUUAAACCCCACGGAAAAAUACAACAACCAGAAAGAAAAAACCAUCAAAAACAAGAUACGCUCUUCUAGUAUUUUAAGUAAUUUUAAAUAGCGGUUAAACAAGCAAAAGUUUAAAAAAGCAAAGCAAAACGAUACAAAAAGAACUUUAACAGGCAGAAACAUGCAAACUUUAUUGAAUAAAUAAAUGCAAGAGAAGCAGAAGAACUUUGAGGCCAAGAUCACAUCUAACCGUAAAGAGACCCAAACAAAGCGAAAGAAAUCCCUUAAAAUCCCGACACUUUGAAAGCUGAAGCAAAACGAUGAAUAUUUGUCCAAAUUAGUUAUUUAACUUUUCCUAAUUUAAAAACAUUAACAAAAAGCUUGCAAAGUAUCGUUAAGUUUGAUCUCAAGAAAGAAAGUUUUAUUUUUGCUUAAUUUAAAAUGAAAGAAACACGUAAAAAAACACACGAACACCUACACAUGCAAAUUGAAAGAAAUGUUAAUGAAAGCUUACAACAUAUUAACUGUUUACUGUACUAUGCAUACUACUACCCAUACAUAAUAUUAAUAUCCGAUCCUAUCCUUAACACGAUUAAGUUUUGAUUGGUGUAUAUCUUUCGACUAAUUCGAUAGGAAAGUUACUGCUCCGCGUUAUACAAAGUUUCCGCCCCGAACAAUCAGCCGUUUUAUUUUAGACAGAUCGGUUCCUUGGCUCUAUGGAAUGCCUUCCUAUAAAACUAGAAUAUCGGGCCUGACAUAGACCCAAAGAACUUCAGACGGGACUGUCGCCCAUGCUGUUCAGCACAAUUAGGUUUAGAGAUGCGCCCAGAGGCUUUUCCUGAUAGCAUACACACACAUACAUUAUGCAUUACAUUACAUUAUCUAGACGUGUAUUUAAUUAUAAUCAAUAUUUUAAGCCAAAUACUUUAAAGUUUAGACACGUUUAAUUCCGUGUUGUUACUUUCGCUCUGCACCAGAGUUUUUUCUAUUCUCUUAAAAAUCGCGAUUGUUUUCGACUCGACGCUGACGGUCAUUUUGUUUGUUAUUUCCUACCUUUUGUUUCUAUUUUAACAUUUUUUUUUUAUUACCACCACCACUGCCACAAAACUAAAUCUAUAAAUCACUGGUCUACAUCUAAACAUAGGCGUUACGAUCUCCUCCCACUUAUUAGUUAUUGUGCGCGAAACUUUGUACAAUGUUGGGUAGUUUCUGGGCCUCCCUUACGCUGACAACCCACAAGAACAUUAACACAUAAACAUACCCCUCACAAUAUGAUACAAUAACCUAUAUAGUACCCUCUCUGAACACUCCUUAAACUUAAUCGUAAGUUUUCACACGACUUGUAAAUUUUGUGACCGACAGGAUAAUAUGAAAAAGAAAACAAGAGUAAAAGAAACAAAAACAAAACACAACUGUAAAAUAUUUAAAUUAUUUAGACUCUAACAAGUAUGAAAUGUAAAUACAGUUUAAUUAGUGUUUAGCGCGUAUUUAGUUGUAUGUUUUAAAACUAAACUAAAGAGAAACAAACUGUACAUUAUAUAACACAAUUAAUGAUACGAAAAAAGAGAGAUCAAUUCUGCAAUUGGUCACCCAGAAACAGUAAUCGAUAAAGAAAAAGUAAAAUGCGAAAAAAGCAGCAAGUGAGAACACAAUUUUCAAGUUGAAACAGAUGAAGCGCUGUUAAACGUAUGUUAAUGUAUAAGUUGUAUGAUUUAAGAGACUUUUUAGUUAUUUUCUAAGUUACUUUGAAGAAACCGAUUAAAUUACAAUUAUUUCUUACA